This is a messenger RNA of Emericellopsis cladophorae, 3558 nucleotides long. RefSeq lists its product as uncharacterized. The record is from RefSeq and is a predicted model, not a curated record. The coding region runs from base 1 to 3558 and encodes 1185 amino acids. The transcript has 2 exons. Gene Ontology annotation, molecular function: protein binding. Lineage: Eukaryota; Fungi; Ascomycota; Sordariomycetes; Hypocreales; Bionectriaceae.
AUGGCCGGUGACGGCUCAACAGACAGGGUUCGAUCGCAACCUGACGCAACCCCUUUCGACCGCCUGCCAGACGAGAUAAUCGAGCAAAUCCUUACAGUUGCCGACGCCAACGGCUUUGCCUCGCUCGUUCUACUCAAUCGAAAAUGGCGUUCGAUUGCCCAGCACGCCCACAUCUAUCUUCACCACCUGGCUCAGUGCCCUUCCUUUGCCGCCAACAAGACCACCCUACCCACUGUCGAUGACGAUAACCUACCCACUCUGCGUCGCCUAUUCACACGCCAGGCGAAGCUCAACCUAUUCGAUGCAUAUACCCGGCCACAUGAGACAAUCGUCAAGCUUGUCUCAACCUCGAUUAGCUCCUCGUCAUGUCCCGGUGGCGAGGGCAUGCAUUUCAGCGCUUCGCCACGCUGCCAACUGCUGCUGGCCUACAACUCGGCGCGUAUCUUCGUCCUCGAUGUUCGAGGCGAAGCACCCUUGGUGAAUCGUGAAUUCAAGGUCUCAAGGAGGCCUAUCGCUGCAUGUAUCAAGGAUGAUGGGUCGUUACUUGCUGUGCUCUCCACCGAACUACAGGUGGACCUGUACGAUCUUGGCGUCUCACCACCCCGACGGAGGCAGGCCAUCAUCCUCGACAAUACCCCUCGAACGAUUGCCCUCUCGCCCUGCGGCUCUGUGCUCGCGGCUGCUUAUGAGGGCGGCAUUGAAGUCUCGUCCAUCGACGCUGGCGCCUUGCCGUCCCAGAAGCGCUCUGUCAAAUGCGAUCCGGUCGACUCCUUAGCCUUCUCCUACGAUGGAACCCAGAUCGUCGGGACGACGACGCAGUCGCAACCGCCCAACACAGUCAUCAUCACGGCACCAUACUACGACCCUGGAAAUCUCCUGACGGACGACAGUGUCAGCUCCAUGUGGACCACGUCAAUCCUCUUUCCCACAUCGAGCCGUGAUUGCAGCCACGCUGUUUUGCUCCAGGAUGGAAGUGGCGAGGAAGCAAGCUGGUCAUUUGCCUAUGACGGCAAUUUCGAGGCGUUUCGCGCGGUACGGAUCGAUGACCUACGGAACGGUACGACCUACUUCACCGGGCCUGCGCCCAAGCCGCACUCACAAGCCAAACUGCUUCCUUCAACCUUGCCUGGAGCCACAUACAAGGGCGACCUUGUGGCAGCAGGCUUGCAUUCACAGGAAGUUUGGAUCUAUGGUGUGCCCGAGAAUUUAGAUGCAGUGCCCGAGCUACGUGAAGGCGCGCACGGGCUGGGCAGGAAUAACAGUGAGCGCAGUAGCGUCUCACGACGACUCUCCUCGCGUGGCUGCGAUGCAAACGACGUGCGCCAGCCGCAGUGGCAGAUACUUUGUGACAAACUGCGCAACACACUCGUAUCUGGCGCCAAGGUGGUGGAUCUCCCCGGGGUGAGCAAUGUGAAAUGGGUUAGCGGUCUGUAUGACAGCGCUGUUAAGGAGCGCUUGCUCGUCACAGCCAAAGGAGUCAUGGGGCCCAGGUUGAUCAGCGAUGAGGAGGACAUUGACUUUGUGGACGGUGGUAGGGUCGCUUUCCUGGAUUUCGAUUAUGGCCCCUCCAAUGGUCGGCGGACCGAGCUUAGCAUGGAGGUGGGCACCGACGACGCGGAACCCCUGGAGGAGGAGCGCCGUGACAUGGAAACAGAGGUCGCCAUUGUUCGACGACGCACCGUCGCACAGCAACGCCGUGGACGCACUGCUGUGCUGCGCGCUGCUACGACAGCGCGUGACAGGCCUGGUCCUGCUGGACCGCACGCGCUCGGCACUUCUUCCGAAGAGGCAGACGAUGAUGACCCCCUGAGGCCCAGGAAAAUCGGUGCGAACCCAGCCACGAAUGCGGUGGAUGAAUUCGCAGAUGACCCUGACGUGGCCACUAUCGAGGAACAGGAGGCGAUGGAGUCUCCUUACGCGCACGCCAGUCCUCGAUCUGCGCCAACGCUACGUCGUGCAGCUACAGCGGCUGCUGUCAAUCAGAGGCUAAACCCUCGUCUCGCCGACGGCCGGCCAAUUGAGUACCGUCGUGCUGAUGGGCGGCGCGAGCAUCCUCACGAGAGUGAUGCUGACAAUUGGGUUCCUCCUCCACCACCGUACCAGAAGGACGAUCCUGGCGAGAUGCCCAGUUUCAUGCGAGGUCCAGCUGUGAAGCCUAUGGAGCCGCCUCUGGUGCCGGCGGUGCCGGCGGCGACCAGGUUCGACGCUCUCGCCAGAGCUCGAGGUCAGCAUGAGCAUCGUGACUCUUUAGCACGAUCUUCUACGCGAUUUGGUCAGUUGGGGAAUCUCAUCUCGCCAUCCGCGCGGCCCACGUUGCAGCACUAUCGUUCAGCCAGUGACUCGACCACAAUCAGCAGACCACCUGCGGACGACACCACAGCACGCCCACGGUCAAGCCCAUCGACACGUGUCGAGACAGAAGAUAUAUAUGAGGUCUCGCCACCAGCUUCACCGACCGUCGACCCUCGACAGAUGGGACUCACUUCCUCUGAGUCUCGACAGGCGUCAUGGUCGACGAUUGGCCCAGUAGACUCAGUCCACAUGGAGUCUGCCCAACCUCAGCCGGUCAUCGUAGCAGAGCCCCAAGAGAUUACGCCUCCCUCGCCACAUGAGCCUGAUGAGACCGCUGGCUCGCCAAUAUUGAUACUGUCAACUCCAGGUUUACCCAAAACCAAUACUAUGCCACUCCCACAGACGAACGAUGAGCCCCGGGCUAGACGCCUUUCCAACGCUCAGACAUGGCCAGCAGGUCCGGGGCCAGAGGCUUCGCAAGUACAGCAUGCGAGUGCUGUUCCUGUGCCCGUUAACCCUUUGUCUGCGCCGGGCCUCCAGCCUUCUACGAGUGAAAUGCCCAUACUGCCACCAGCACCCAGUUCUGGGCAAAUGGCCAGCUUGAAUAAGAGAAUCAGUCAGGGCAACCCCCGCAGAUUGUCGGGUGGCUGGUACGGACCUCAGUCGGGCGGACAGAUGGUCAGCAAACGGCAGAGCUCCCAGUCCAUGCACCGACCUCAAACAGACCUUCCGCCCUUACACACAGCCCCUGCGGCAACAUCCUCGUGGACUGCGCCCGAGCCACCUAUGAUCAUCAGCACCCCGCGAGGUGUCAGCGGAGCUUUCGACCCGCCUGACCGGCAAGCCUCCACCCGCCGGACGGAGACACCUAUUGUAGCGCCUGUUCCUCGCCAUCCUCGUCCAGGGCCUGGCUCAAGCACGAGGCCGACGGUAGAGCGCCUCGAGACCAUCUAUAGCAUCGCAGCUUCCACAACGUCACAAACCCAGCAGCAGGCGCCGCGACGCCGUCUGUUGGCACCUUUCCGUCGCUCUCCGUCUGUCUCCCCUGGCGUGCCUGUGGGUGUGGCCCGCAACGGCAGCCGCGCUGAGCGGAGUGCAGCCCUCAACAUCCGUGAGGCCAAGAAACGAGGCUGGGGCCCCAGCAAAUCACGAAAGAAGAAGAAGAGAAAGGAUGUCGAAGCAGCAAGCAGUACCGGGUGGACGGAUGUCUCUACCACAACAGCACUCCGCGAAAGUUUGAAGGACAAGAAAUGUGUGGUUAUGUGA